This is a messenger RNA of Teleopsis dalmanni, 1615 nucleotides long. RefSeq lists its product as uncharacterized. The transcript has 5 exons. Bases 812 to 1615 code for a protein of 267 amino acids. NCBI's taxonomy places the organism in Eukaryota, Metazoa, Arthropoda, Insecta, Diptera, Diopsidae. The record is from RefSeq and is a predicted model, not a curated record.
CGUAAUAGUAGAAAAGAGCAGCAUUUACUUUUGUUGUAAAUAAAAUAAAAAAUAUAAAUAUUUUGCAUUUAAAAAUGUGCUAAAAACAUAAACAAAUACGAGUAAAUAAGAGAAUAUAUCAUUUUCGUAGUGAAAUAGUUGAAGUGUAGAACGCGUAGAACGAGUAGAACGGGUAGAUUUGCGUAAAAGAAAACAUUAGGAAAUAAUACCAAAAAGAAGAAGAAAAAAAUUAUAUUUAAAUAAACGUAAAAUCCGUACUCCAGUUUGUGGUGAGCGACGUGACGGAGUAGUAACUGCAACAACAAAGAACAACAUUGGUACAAAAUCGAUAGUUCCAGAUUUUCCUCGCCGUCUUACGCGGUAAUAUUAUCUUAAAGUGGGGCUGAAAACCGACAGAAGGAGGCAUUAGUUGGUAAUUCGGGAAGUGAUAUAAAUAAACAAAAGAUUCUGUUGGCCCUGCACUUGUUGUGGUUGUUCUGUUGUUCUGCGUUGCGUACCUGUACAGUGUACAGUGUACAGCUGCAGUGCGGGUGUUUGGGCGAGUGUAAGCGGUGCUGUUGACAUUUUUAGUGCUGCAAUGCUGCUCCAAGUAAUUUAACGCAACCAACAAAAUGUUGCAUUUAUUGCAUUUAAAUCAGUUUUAACAAAUAAUAUAAGACGAAAAAAAAACAAAAAAAAAAGAGAAAUUAACAAAAACAAUUAAGCAAAACUGCGUUAUGAGUUAAGUUGCGCGAAACAAAUCUCGGUAGGACUUAGCUACAUGUUUCUAUAGAUAAAAGUACAACAAAACUCGCAAAAAAAAAUCGUGACAAUGCAUUCCGUUGGCAUACAUUCGGCGAUGGCCAUUAAACGUCAGCGCAAGAGACGAGAUGAGCAGAAAAGAGCAAGAGAAAGACGUUACAGUACACAAAGUUCCGAAAGUGGUGAAACUUUUCAUUCACCUAGCGGCUCAUUUCGACGAAAAUAUCAUCACACACAUGCUGCAGCGAAACCAGGACCAGGCAUGCUCGAUAGUCAGGUUGUCACUAGCAUAGGGAUGCUUCAUAUUGGUAUUGUGUUUAUAGUGUUUGGUAUAUUUUUAUGUGGUGCCGGUAUUAUACCCGAUGAAACAAUGUCCUGGAAUGUCUUCAGCUCCAGUUCGGCAUGGUGGAACGAAGUUACCUGCACUGGUUUGUUUUCACUUGGUCUUGGCUUAUUUUUAUUAAUUUUGAAUUGCCUUAUUAGUCGCAAGGAGGAAGAGGAUUUGGAAGACUAUGUGCAAAGGCAGUUAACUAGAUCACGAUCAGGUCACCGCUUGGAACGAGAUGUUGAGACUGGUGUAUUGACGACGCGGCAUGCGCGUAAAGCAGUCGCUUUGCAAAAAAAUGUUAAGAAUGGUUCAGCGACUGAUGUUGCCUUGGUUAAUAGUUCAGCUACUGAUAACGUUGCUAAUGGCCCCAUAAGCGGAAGAAAUUGUUUAAAUAAUUCCGGUGAUAUAAUACUUGAAAAAAUUGUCGAGGAAGAUAAUUCAUAUCUAAAUGAUCGUAGUGCCGGUAUUUCGCCUAUUGAAAUAGAAAAUGAUACUAAGCAGCUUUUAAGCAGAGAAUCCGUAACAAUCAAUAUUACACAAAUUUAA